UGUCUGCCUGGCCUUUACGGUGGUUCGGCACAUGGCGCGUUGUAACCACAGUUGUCACUCCCGGGCUUGGGGAGUGGCAACACCUGGUCAUCCAGGCCUUCCCUGGUGUAGGACUUGUGCUUCUGGCUCAGCUGUUGACAGCUAUGUGUGCUUCUGCUGUGGGUUAGCUUUGGAUCAUGUUUUUGGCAGGGCAUGAGGGAGUCCUUUAAGAGCUCUCAGAAGAGAGUCUCGAACACAUCUUGCUGCUGUAUGUGCCUGAGAUGGCAACCUGAAUGUCACGACAGAAGUCAUUAGAAAUGCAUAACUUGUUUUUGGUUAUCAUCAACAAGGUGGUUUCUGGUACUGUGGAGCCACUGGGAACAGUUGAGAAAGCCUAAUUUCAGCAACUUCUUCAGCUGGAAGCUUUCGUUUAUCACAACUUCCUCCAACUCCCAGGCUCUGCCUGUGUUAGCAGUAAUAGCAAGGGUACAAGGAUCUCACAGCAGUUUGCCAGCAUUUAAGAGUUACAACAUCCCUCAUGAGUUACAGGCUGUACUCGAGCAUGUGAGAAGGCUGAAGCACAGAAGAGCUCGUUGUUUGAUGUGCAGCAAACAAUUGUCAGACUGGAACUGAGCUCUGGAAAAACAAAGUGGAGCUUGGAGCAUGUGGCCUGAGGAUUGCCUUACACAGCCAGGGGUGGUUGCGAAGCAGUGAGCAGGAUGCCCCCAGGCAUUUACUGCCCUACGGAAUUCUGGUCCAAGGGGGAACACCAAAACAUCCAGGUGGACUUUUUGCUGCCCACAGGAAUAUACUUAAACCUCUCUGUGCCCUGCAAUGCCAGCCUGGGCACCAUCAAGCAGGUGCUCUGGAAGCAUGCACAGUAUGAGCCGCUGUUCCACAUGCUCAGUGACCCCGAGGCCUAUGUGUUCACCUGCAUCAACCAGACGGCCGAGCAGCAGGAGCUGGAGGAUGAGCAGCGCCGCCUCUGUGACAUCCAGCCCUUCCUGCCCGUCCUGCGCCUCGUGGCUCGAGAGGGAGACAGGGUCAAGAAGGUCAUCAACUCCCAGAUCAGCCUGCUCAUUGGGAAAGGUUUGCACGAGUUUGACUCCGUGCAGGACCCAGAGGUGAGCGAUUUCCGCAGCAAAAUGUGCCAGUUCUGCGAGGAGAAAGCAGCAAAGCGGCAGCAGCUCGGCUGGGCAGCAUGGAUGGAGUACAACUUCCCCCUGCAGCUGGAGCCCAUGGCCAAGGGUCCUGGGACUGGCUCUCUGCAAAUCCCCACCAAGAACAUUUUUGUCAACGUCAAGUUCCAGUCUGGUGGGGAGAGCUUCACGUUCCAGAUCUCCCCCUGGGAGUUCCCCAUCACCCUAAUGAGCUAUGCUAUUAAGAAACAGGCUACUGUGUUCCGCCACGAGACUGUGCAGAAGCCAGAGGACUACACCCUGCAGGUGAAUGGGAAAUGUGAAUAUCUCUAUGGGAACUACCCCCUGUACCAGUUCCAGCACAUCCGCAGCUGCCUGCAGCGGGGCCUGACCCCCCACCUGACCAUGGUGCACUCCUCUGCCAUCAUUGCCAUGAGGGACGAGCAGAACAGCUGCUUCACCAGCCCCCCAAAGGCGGCCUCCAAGCCCCCCCCGCUCCCCAAGAAAAAGCCAAACUAUGGCUCUCUCUGGUCCUUAGAGCAGCCUUUCUACAUCGAGCUGGUGCAAGGCAGCAAGGUCAAUGCAGAUGAGAGAAUGAAGCUGGUGGUGCAGGCAGGUCUGUUCCAUGGCAAUGAGAUGCUGUGCAAGACCGUGUCCAGCUCGGAGGUGAGCGUGUGCUCGGAGCCGGUGUGGAAGCAGCGCCUGGACUUUGACAUCAACAUCUGCGACCUGCCCCGCAUGGCCCGGCUCUGCCUCGCCCUCUACGCCGUCAUCGAGAAGGCCAAGAAGGCUCGUUCCACCAAGAAGAAGUCCAAGAAAGCUGACUGUCCCAUCGCCUGGGUCAAUGUGAUGCUCUUCGACUACAAGGACCAGCUGAAAACAGGGGAGUGCUGCCUGCACAUGUGGUCCUCCUUCCCAGAUGAGAAAGGGGAACUUCUGAACCCCAUGGGCACAGUGCAGUGCAACCCCAACACAGAGAGUGCAGCAGCCUUGGUGAUCUGCUUCCCCAGCGUGGCAGCACAUCCUGUGUACUACCCAUCCUUUGAGCAGCUGCUAGAGUUGGGAAGGAAUGGAGAACAACCCCGAGCUGCACCAGAAGAUUCUGAGGAGAAGCUGCAGCUGAGGGAGAUCCUGGAGCGGAGGAGCCACACGGAGCUGUACGAGCACGAGAAGGACCUGGUGUGGAAGAUGAGGUACGACAUCCGUGACCAGUACCCACAGGCUCUGGCCAAGCUGCUCAUCAUCACCAAAUGGAACAAGCACGAGGAUGUUGCCCAGAUGAUUUCCCUGCUUCAGACCUGGCCAGAGCUGCCUGUCCUGAAUGCCUUGGAGCUGCUGGAUUUCAGCUUUCCUGACCGUUAUGUUGGUUCCUUUGCUAUCAACUCCCUGAAGAAGCUGACGGAUGAUGAUGUGUUCCAAUACCUGCUGCAGCUUGUCCAGGUGCUCAAAUAUGAAUCCUACCUAGACUGUGAAUUAACCAAGUUCCUGCUGGAAAGGGCUUUAUCCAACCGCAAGAUCGGCCACUUCCUCUUCUGGCAUCUGAGGUCAGAGAUGCACGUCGCCGCCGUUUCCCUGAGGUUUGGCCUGAUCCUGGAAGCGUACUGCCGGGGCAGCACCCACCACAUGAAGGUGCUGAUGAAGCAGGGAGAAGCACUGAACAAGAUGAAAGCUCUGAAUGACUUUGUGAAAGUGAGUUCUCAGAAGGCCACCAAGCCUCAAACCAAGGAGAUGAUGCACAUGUGCAUGAAGCAGGAAACCUACAGGGAAGCCCUUUCCCACCUCCAGUCCCCCCUGAACCCCAACAUUAUCCUCGCUGAAGUUUGUGUGGAUCAGUGCACCUUCAUGGACUCCAAAAUGAAACCUUUGUGGAUUGUGUUUAAUAAUGAAGAGACAGGUGGAGGUGGAGUGGGUAUAAUUUUUAAAAAUGGAGAUGAUCUGCGCCAGGACAUGCUGACUCUGCAGAUGAUCCAGCUGAUGGACAUCCUGUGGAAGCAGGAGGGCCUGGACCUGAGGAUGACCCCUUAUGGCUGCCUCUCCACAGGAGACAAGACAGGGCUGAUUGAGGUGGUCAUGCACUCGGACACCAUCGCCAACAUCCAGCUCAACAAGAGCAACAUGGUGGCCACAGCUGCCUUCAACAAGGAUGCACUGCUCAACUGGCUCAAGUCCAAGAACCCGGGAGAUGCCUUGGACCAAGCCAUCGAGGAGUUCACCCUGUCCUGUGCUGGGUACUGUGUGGCCACCUACGUGCUGGGCAUUGGGGACCGGCACAGCGACAACAUCAUGGUCCGGGAGACGGGACAGCUGUUCCAUAUUGAUUUUGGUCACUUUUUGGGGAACUUCAAGACUAAAUUUGGUAUUAAUAGAGAACGAGUCCCUUUCAUCUUAACCUAUGACUUUGUGCAUGUCAUCCAGCAAGGAAAAACUAACAACAAUGAGAAGUUUGAAAGGUUCAGGGGUUACUGUGAAAGGGCCUACAUGAUCCUACGGCGCCACGGGCUCCUCUUCCUGCACCUCUUUGCACUGAUGAAAGCUGCUGGGCUGCCAGAGCUCAGCUGCUCCAAAGACAUCCAGUACCUAAAGGACUCCCUGGCCCUUGGGAAAACCGAUGAGGAGGCACUGAAGCACUUCAGACUGAAGUUUAAUGAAGCCCUGCGGGAGAGCUGGAAAACCAAAGUGAACUGGCUGGCACACAACGUAUCCAAAGACAACAGGCAGUAGAGCAGGAGCUCAGGAGGAUGUCACAUCUCCUGCUCAGGAGGAUGUCACAGCCCGAGCCCAGCACUGACACACAGGCUCCUGAGGACUGAAGAAUGGUGCAGCGUGGAAGUUCCCCCACCUCGUUCCCAGACAUCAGACAUUGCUGCAUGACUGAAAACCUGUUGGCCUGGCCUCAGCCACACCACUGUGGCUGCUGCAGAUCCUUGGGGAACAAGGGAGAGAUGUGAGGCAAUAAAACUACUGCAUACAGUAAAGGUAGGUAAAGGUACUGUACCCUUGAGAACUCCUUGGGCUUCAAAUACGUUUCAAUGGAAGAGCCGAGGCACAUGUAACACCCCUCUGGUGUGCUAAUGUCUGUAUUUCUAUUUUCUUGAAAAUUUAGCUGAGCAGAGAUCUCCCUGUGUCUGUAGCCCAUCUUCUAGGUCACCACUGUUAGAGCUUAGAGGCAUUAACCAUGGCAUGUGGUCACUCCUGCUGCCCUGGCAGUGUCCACUGAGGUGGGUCAGCUCAGAGCACACCAAAGCUGACUUGGACAAAUGCUUUUACUCUGCCUUGAGACAGGAUAAAAACAUCCACGCUGGCAUCUUGCUUUCUGUCUGCUCCAGAGGCCAAAGUGUUCUGAAACUGAGCUGGAACUCAGCUCCUGCUCUCUAGAACUGAUGGCACAAGAGCAGCUUUGGGGUGGCCACUGGAUCAUUUUGCUUUCCAAAGUUAGGCUUUAGUUAAGCCUUCAGUAAUUCCUGCAUUUAUUUUGGUUUCAAACCUGACAAUGCUAAGAUUGCAUUUUCAAAUUAACGUGCUCACUGCUUCUUUUCAUAAAAGAUGUUAAGCUGUGAGGUUUGUUCUGGUUUGGAUCUAUUCAUACAACCCUGUUGCCUCACAAGCAGCUGUUGGUAGAAGCAGCAGUUCUGGCAUAGAAGACACCUCAUUUUAAUUUAAUCUAACCCUGGGAGCCCCUUUUCCCUACACCUUCAGACAAUACUGUGACUGAAGCACUCUGGCUCUGACAGCUGCUUUGGUACGAGAGGGAAAUGCUGCAGGAUUUAGAGCUCUAUGCAGGCUGUUCAGUGAGAAACAGUCCUGUGCCUCUGCUCCAUUUUAGAGAGUAAAUAUUGCUAUUUCCUUGCUUAUUAAACUAAUGUACAGAGCAAAGAGUAUGCAAAAAAAAUCUUGGGCCCUGUGCAAGGUGAGAUGCACUGAACCCACACCCCAAUCAGGUUCUUGUGGAAGGGAAGACACUACAGUUCCAGAGCUGGAAAAGCAAUUCUCUUGCAGUGCCAGAGCCUGGUGCUCAGGGUGCUGCAGCACUGGGACCCUGCUCUCCUCCCAGCUCACAGAAAGCUCAGGCCCUCACCAGUUUUAGAGCAGUGGUUCCUGUCUGUCACUUUGCAAGUGCAAUAACACAAAGGUGUAUCAGUAUCAAGUGCAAGAACUGAGCACGGUUUUACAGAGGUUACUUAGUCUGGAAAACUUGACUUACCUACAAGCAGUAAAAGUUCAGUGAGUCAUCACGUGGACCUUCUUCCUUGUACACCCUGGGAGAGUACCUGGGACAAGUCUCUGACAGCUCUGUUGGGUCAGCAAAGAGCCUUUGACUCCAAAUUCACAAAGCAGCAGCUCACCUGAUGGUUUUCAGCAAGCUGAACUGUACUAAAGAUUGAAACUUAAAUAAUUUUCAAAAAUGUUCCAUUUCAUUACAAGUGGCUUCUCAUUUUUAUAAAUUUGCCCAGAAUGAUAGACCUAUUUCUAUUUAUUUAGAGAUGUUUCUGUCAUUAUUUUUUUUUAACUCUGUACAAACUGAUUGUGCUUAUUCUGUUGCCUUUGAAAAAAGAAGUAUUUUUUUAAGCCAAACCGUGGUUCUGCAAGAAGAGAAUGUUUACAUGUUUAGCUUUUCAGUUGCUUUAGGUACAUGUUUUGUAAAUAAGAAAUAAAAGAUAUGGACAAAUUAUACACAAA
Molecule: messenger RNA, 5795 nt
Organism: Parus major (Great Tit)
Lineage: Eukaryota; Metazoa; Chordata; Aves; Passeriformes; Paridae
Gene: PIK3CD
Product: phosphatidylinositol-4,5-bisphosphate 3-kinase catalytic subunit delta
Exons: 24
Coding region: 699-3839 (1046 amino acids)
Biological process (GO): cell migration; phosphatidylinositol 3-kinase/protein kinase B signal transduction; phosphatidylinositol-3-phosphate biosynthetic process
Cellular component (GO): cytoplasm; phosphatidylinositol 3-kinase complex; plasma membrane
Molecular function (GO): 1-phosphatidylinositol-3-kinase activity; 1-phosphatidylinositol-4-phosphate 3-kinase activity
Source: RefSeq, a predicted model, not a curated record